AUGGACACGCUUCCGACGGAAGUGCUUGGGCUAAUUUUCGAGGCUGCCAGUUGCGAUGGCGGACGCACGGCCAGCUCUGUACGGGCCGCCUGUACGGCAUUCUGUGCUGCCUCAGAGUCAUCCAGGUUCCGUUCUGUGGCCAUCACAGAGAGCCCGAAGACUCUGUCCUUCCGUGAGGCCUUACAAAAAGCAUCGCCUUCAGCCCGUGCGAGUAUCCGCCAUCUGUUCGUGGUUGUGCAGGACGAGGACAUGGCCGCUACAGUAGAUGACGUCCUCCAGCUCACGGCACCGUGUCUCGAAUGUCUCACCUGUAUCUGCCUGUCCUCGUGCUCCACCCUGCACGCUCGCUUGCUCGCAACCGCCUUUCCAAGACUCCACGCGCUCUCGCUGUGUUGUGUGGACAUGAGCUACCCCCCGGAUGACCGCUCAGAUCUCUUCCCAGGAGCUUCAGCCAGCCCACUGUUCCCCUGCUUGCAGUACCUGCACAUCGCGUACGCCCGCUCCGGUUAUAUGCACAGCGCACAUAUUGCACUGUGCCGGUUCAUAACCCGCACCGGGGGUCUUCUCACGCGGGUGCGGCUUUCUGGCGGCGUGGUGUUCAGGCGGGACGGGCUGUGCAGCAUGGCUGCCUUCCGCAAGAUGCUACUUUUCCCCGCACACCAGCUGGUGGAGUCCCCGCCGCUGCCCUGGCCGGCGUUGUCGCCCAUCCGGACGUACGUCGUGGGGGCGUUCUUCCUCGGCACUACCUCCCGGUGGAAAUUGACCAGCCUCGAGAGGGAGACGAGAGAGCAGAAGGACGCGGUCCGGCUGGUGCUCCUGCCCAGGCGGGCGAUCGUGCCGUGGCCGCAGUGGAGGGAGAAGUGGCUUUCGGUCCAGGCGGGCGAGCUAGAUCCAUUAUAUGAGUGGCCGGAACAGUCGGCCCCAGAGAUAUUGGCUGAGGAUUAUCCAGUGUGGGCCGGAGAUAUAUAG
Molecule: messenger RNA, 969 nt
Organism: Gloeophyllum trabeum ATCC 11539
Lineage: Eukaryota; Fungi; Basidiomycota; Agaricomycetes; Gloeophyllales; Gloeophyllaceae
Exons: 2
Coding region: 1-969 (322 amino acids)
Source: RefSeq, a predicted model, not a curated record